AGGUAGUGCGAACGCCAUGGUGUUGUGUGAUUGGCAACGUCACUGUCGUCACCGCCGCCGCCGUCGUCGUCGUCGUUGUUGCUGCUGCCGUUAAAAUUCGCGAGUGCAACAGACAACCGAGCAGGUCGCGGUUUCUCGAGGCGUCGAACGCGCGAGACAGUGAUUCGAUGCCGAUCGCUCCGGGCGGAUCGAGAGACAGAACAGACAGUUGGUGAGCGAGAAAGAGCGGAGACACGGACAGCGAGUGAGUGAGAGUGAGACAGAUAGAGAGAUUGAGAGAGAGGGAGAGACGGUGAGGAAAGGUAAAGAAGAGCGAUAAAAGCGCGAGGGACGCGACGCCUUUUUUAAAAGUCCCAGUGUGUGCUCCUCCGCGGAACCACCGUCGCCGCUCCGCGUUGCGCGGUGCAGUGUAUACACGUACGUGCGAGGCCGCGUGUGCGCGCGCGCAUGUGUGUAUCCGCGCGAGUGCCUCUGUGUCGCUCUUCGAUAGUGUGUACGUUGUGUAGUAUGUACCCGCCCGUGUAGAGUGUCGUGUAUGUAUGUGUGUGUGUUGUGUGUGCAUGCGCGCGUUCGUACGUGUGUCCGUAUGCGGUGUAUCGGGAGGAGAGUGCGUUACGGUUCCUACGAGGUGAGCCUUUUAGUACUCGUACUGUCGGGUCAGCGAGCGUGAGUGCGGACGACGCGCGCCGUACCGGCACCUAGGAUCUCUCGCCCGUGUCAUCGUUCGUUGUGUUUCCUCGCUUGUCGUCCUCUUCGUCGUCGUCCGCCGAGUCGUGUCGUCGCGCGAGUCGCCGUCGCGCGUCUUGGUGUCGCAGUUAACGACCUGGUGUGUAUCGUGACGCGGUGAGCCGCGGUAUCCCCGGGUGAUUCGCGGUGGCUUGUCGGGAAAGAGUGCGCCAUGCGAGAGAGGGAUAAAUCGGUGACUGGCGGGCGGCGGCCAUCUUCCAGAUGAGUUUUUCCUCCUUUCUUCCGAUAAACGAAGCGCGCUAUGUCGUGAGGGAGAAAGACGGAGAAAGCGAGAUAUCGUAAAAGGGACCCAACGACGGAGAGAGAACGAGCGAGCGAGAGAGUAAGAGGGUGGGAGAGAGAGAGAGAGAAGGGAGACAUACUCGAGAGACGAAGCGAGAAAACGCGCAAGGGAAGAAGAUUAUCCGCGUCUAUACCACGCGACGAGAGAUGCGGUGAACGGUGCGUGAGGCUCGGCAGAGCCACGAAAUUUCACGAGCGCGUGUCGCCGCUUCGACCAGUCCUCGUUUGUGAGCGCGAGAGGGAAAGACAGUCGCUCGCUCACUCGCACGACAGAGACGGUCGCGUAUUAGGAAGUGUCGCACCGCCCGCCCGCGCGUACGCGAACAAGCGAGCGAGAGAGAGAGAAAGAGAGCAAGAGACGGUGAGUGAAGAAAGAGAGAGAGGUAGAAGUACAGCGAAACGAACCAGAGCGGAAGACGGAGAAAGAGACACAUUGCGUGCGGGGGAAGAAAACGGAAGCGGUGCGGAGAGAAACGGACACAGAGAGGCGACCCCCUAUCGUCGCGCGCGCGAGUACGUUCGUAAUCGCGUCGUUCGCGCGAGCGAGCGAGCGAGAAAGAGAAGAAGAGGGACCAUCGGCGCGAAGAACGGAGGAAAAGGGAGUAAAAAGGAUCAAUCGUCGCGGAACUCGGAGAACUCGUGUGUGCGUGCCUGUGUGUGUGUGUGCGAGGAGAAGAAGGAGCCAGGAGGGAAGCCAGGCGGAGGGAAAACGGAAGUGCGGAGAGGAACCCACCGUGGACGUUCGCCACUGCCGCCGACCCGAGGUGCCCACCCGUUACAUCGCGAUCGAGAGAGAGUGUGUAGUGCGAGAUCAAUAAUGAGACAGGUGCUCUCAUUGGUGGUGUAAAGCGAUGCGGCGGAGCUGAGAGUUUUGUCAGGCGGCACUAGGGGCUCAUGAAAAGUGCAUCCGGUGUGCGUACCGCCGCCGUAAAAGACCGCCGUGCCGCGAGGACAUUCGAGCGAGCUGGAUAUCAGUGUUAUUUAUAAUGUAGUGCCAACUUUGCAGAUGGAUAAACAGGGAUGACUGAUAACUGCUGGAACUCUGGUGGUGGCGCUGGCGUCAAGAUGGAGCACUUUCAGGCCACCCUGGACCCAAGGAAGCAGGAGUUAUUGGAGGCCCGCUUUCUCGGAGCGAGGAUGUCUGCUGGGUCACAAAUUCAGAUGGCACCCCAAUCAACUGUAAACUCUGGUCAGUCGGUUCAUAGUCAAGAUUCGAACAUGAGCACUGGCUCAUCGCACAGUGAUAAGGAGGUGGAUGCAAACACUCCAGAAAAAGUACCACGGACUGCUACUGAAAGGAAGAGAAAACGCAAGGCAGACGAUGGAGGUGGGGGUGUUUCAGGUGGCCCUAUAGGGAGUAAAGGCGCUAGAUCAAUCGCUGCCCUUGAUAAUAAGAAAAUCAAUGAGUAUUUCCCAAAGCAUCAUCUGGGUAAUAGUCCUAUCCGGCACGGUGGAGCCAAGAGCCCUUCUCCUCAGCAGGGUUAUUCUAUGUAUCCACCAUCGCCUCAACAGUUACUUUCACCCCAAGUAACAACACCCAAUUCUUCGGUGGCGGAAUUCUCUUCACUGAUGCAGCCGCCAAGACCUCACCCACAACCUCCACCUCCUCCUCCACCAGCUUCGACACAACCUGCAGGCUCCAUGGUCAGCAAGCAGGUGCAGGUAAGGCCUACCAACCUCAAUAGGACAAGCCAGGUCAGGCAAGCGAAGACUAACACCCCAAAUACGGAACUUACUUGCCAGAGGAUACAGGAAUUCGAAACUCAAGCUUCCUCGGACUUAGAACUACGUAACAGCAAAAUUGAAGAAUUAAAUAGGACAACGGACGAACUUAAGCUUCAAGUGGCUAAUCAAGUGAAAAUGAUUGAGCAGCACAAAUCACAUAUAAAUAAGUGUAUAGACGUUGUAAAGAAGUUAUUAAAAGAAAAAUCAAACAUAGAAAAAAAGGAGGCUAGGCAGAAGUGUAUGCAAAAUAGACUGAGGCUCGGCCAGUUCGUAACGCAGAGGGUGGGCGCCACCUUUCAGGAGAACUGGACCGACGGCUACGCGUUUCAGGAGCUCGCGCGACGGCAGGAGGAGAUAGCGACCGAGCGGGAGGAGAUCGAUAAACAGAAGAAGUUGCUGCUGAAGAAGAGGCCGUCGAACAGCGAGACCGGCAGGAAACGUAGCCAACCGCAAUCCUCCCUGCAUAAUGGCACCGAGGCGACGUUCUUGAAGCCAGAUGCAGUACCUGGGUAUACAUGGCAGGAGUAUUAUGAAGCUGACGAAAUACUCAAGUUAAGGCAAAGCGCGUUGAAGAAAGAGGACGCGGAUCUGCAGUUAGAAAUGGAGAAGCUCGAGAGGGAGCGGAACCUACACAUCAGGGAGCUGAAGCGUAUUCACAAUGAGGACCAAUCGAGAUUCAACUCCCAUCCUGUUUUGAACGAACGUUACCUUCUACUAAUGUUACUAGGCAAAGGCGGUUUCAGCGAAGUGCACAAGGCAUUUGACUUAAAAGAGCAGCGGUAUGUGGCUUGCAAAGUGCAUCAAUUAAAUAAAGACUGGAAAGAAGACAAGAAGGCUAAUUAUAUAAAGCAUGCGUUACGAGAAUAUAAUAUACACAAAGCGCUGGAUCACCCGCGAGUCGUAAAAUUGUACGAUGUAUUUGAAAUUGAUGCCAAUUCCUUUUGUACCGUUCUGGAGUAUUGUGAUGGCCAUGAUUUAGAUUUUUACCUCAAGCAGCAUAAGACUAUACCCGAGAGAGAAGCGAGAUCUAUUGUUAUGCAAGUCGUAUCGGCAUUAAAAUACCUCAAUGAAAUAAAACCCCCAGUCAUACACUACGAUCUAAAACCAGGUAAUAUCCUAUUAACCGAGGGCAACGUGUGCGGCGAAAUAAAAAUCACGGACUUCGGUUUAAGUAAAGUCAUGGACGAGGAGAAUUACAAUCCGGAUCACGGGAUGGACCUAACGUCCCAAGGAGCGGGUACUUAUUGGUAUCUGCCCCCGGAGUGUUUCGUCAUCGGUAAAAAUCCUCCCAAAAUAUCGUCCAAGGUCGACGUUUGGAGCGUAGGAGUUAUAUUUUACCAAUGCCUAUACGGUAAAAAGCCUUUCGGCCACAACCAGUCGCAGGCUACCAUUUUAGAGGAAAACACGAUAUUAAAGGCCACGGAGGUCCAGUUCGCGAAUAAGCCGACCGUCAGCAACGAAGCAAAGAGUUUCAUAAGAAGUUGCCUAGCGUAUAGAAAGGAGGAGCGCAUAGACGUACUGACUUUAGCUAGACAUGAAUACCUGCAACCCCCAGUGCCAAAACAUGGCCGACAAGCGAACAGCCAGCAGCAGCAGCAACAGCAGCAGAUACAGCAGCAGCAGCAGCAGAGCUCGUUCACUAUUGGCAUGUUUAGCGGUAUGAACGCGUCGAGCAGUUCGUAGUGGAGAGGAAGGACUAAGGACGAGAUCCUCGAUAUACCAAUACAUGCCAAAUCUUGAACGCUCGGACUGCACACCAUCUCAUCUUUAGGGAAAUAACGAUUGCUAUAACCAAUUGUAAAUACUAAACCGGAUACUAUCACCAUCACCACCACCCACCACCACCACCCACCACCACCACCAUCACCACCACUAUUACCACAACCACCACCGCCACACACCGUCACAACUAUACUUACAGGUCGACGACUACAUAGGACAUUGCAAGAGAGAUGCGAGACUGGUCACCGCAAGUCCAGGAGCUUGCGUCUUUCUACAAGCCACGCCACAUUAUUCAGCAUGACAAAAAAUGUUGUGUUCGUAAAUAUUCAAUUGUAUUAUCGUUCCUUGUAUCAAACAGUGCGCUGACUUGAUAAUAGUGUUUAAAAGAGAUGAGAGAGUGAGAGCGAAAGAGAGAGAGAGAGAGAGAGAGAGAGAGAGAGAAAAAGAGAGCGAAAGAAAGAGAGAAUGCGAACGAACGAGCGAGCGAGCGAGCGAACGAAAAGUUAAACAUGUGAUAAGUCAUUGUGAACUAAAAGUGACGUUUAGAUUAAGGGGGAGGGGGGCGAGUGGGGAAACAAAGCACGUGUGGAAAAACGAGAAAGAGAGAAAGUGAAAAAGAAAGGAAGAAAGGAAGAAAAUGGGGGGAAGGGGAGAGCGAUGAAAACAAAAAUGAAACGACGGGAAUACCUGGCAUAGAAGUAUAUAACUUAUUUGCAGAUAAUACGAUAAUACAAGGCAGAAACGAAGGAUGGACAAGGGGGGAGGGGGUAGGGGGUGGAACAAAAAUAGGAGCGAAAAAAAGAAACUCGAGGAAAAGCUAUUGGAGCAAUCGCUUUCACAGAGACGUUCCUCUCUCCUGGCGUUUAGUGUGCGUGAGGGAGCGAUAGAGGAUUGUUAAAAUUAGCGUGAGUGUAUAUAUUUAUACUAUAUAUAUAUAAAUAUAUAUAUAUAUAUAUAUAAACUAAUAAAUCCGACAUAAUAUAUAUAUAUGGUGUAAAAAGGACAAGCAUUGACAGUGGGAAGACAACUGUGGUGGCUCUAUCCUCGCAUGACUUUCGGCGCCGGUCCGGCAUUCCAUGAAUGCUUGGCCCGCGCAUCAUGUUACUUUAUUCGAAUAUUAACAUUAUUACUUGUAUCAUGACUAAUAACGAUUAACAUACACGCGCAUCCAUGCCUACACACGAAACACACACACGACAUGAUACACGGAGGAGAGAUUUGGUUGGUUGUUCCUAUUCUGAGACGAGAGUGGGCUUUUAUCUGUGUCGGAACGAUAGACCGAUACAAAUGAAGAGAGAGAGAGAGAGA
This is a messenger RNA of Dinoponera quadriceps, 5784 nucleotides long. RefSeq names its product serine/threonine-protein kinase tousled-like 2 (gene Tlk). Gene Ontology annotation, cellular component: nucleus. Gene Ontology annotation, biological process: intracellular signal transduction; peptidyl-serine phosphorylation; chromosome segregation. Bases 2050 to 4437 code for a protein of 795 amino acids. The record is from RefSeq and is a predicted model, not a curated record. The transcript has 16 exons. Gene Ontology annotation, molecular function: protein serine/threonine kinase activity; ATP binding. NCBI's taxonomy places the organism in Eukaryota, Metazoa, Arthropoda, Insecta, Hymenoptera, Formicidae.